Messenger RNA from Schistocerca gregaria, 3987 nucleotides. RefSeq names its product peroxisomal biogenesis factor 3 (gene Pex3). Gene Ontology annotation, cellular component: peroxisomal membrane. The record is from RefSeq and is a predicted model, not a curated record. Gene Ontology annotation, biological process: protein import into peroxisome membrane. The coding region runs from base 293 to 1348 and encodes 351 amino acids. The transcript has 2 exons. NCBI's taxonomy places the organism in Eukaryota, Metazoa, Arthropoda, Insecta, Orthoptera, Acrididae. Gene Ontology annotation, molecular function: protein-macromolecule adaptor activity.
CUCUUUGGAUUGGUGCUAUCCUUCCCGAAACAGAGUGGUGUAUCUGCGUGAGUGAAACUGUCUGAACAGGUUGUUGUUUGAAUUUAGUAAAGUGUGUAGUCAUAUCUACGAAGGUGGUGUGUUGCAUGUGUGUUGUGUUAAUAGAAACGUUGUUGAGAACUGACAUACUUCGUGGUGUUUCGACAAGGCUUGCUUCCCGGACGAAGUCGUACCGAAAAUGUUCACUGUUUUCUUCGUCUGCAAAGAGUAAAUUACAUGGAAUAAUUAUUACCACUUCUGGAAAACUGCCAUUAUGUCAUCUGUGCUGUCCUUCUUGUGGCGCCACAAACGAAAAUUUCUGAUUGGAGGUGCCGUAAUUGGCAGUGCAGUAUUAGCAACCCGUUAUUGUGUACGUAGUAUUCUUAAUUUGCAGGAGGCCAAAGCAAGAGAGUUAAUAGAACAGUCAAAAAAGCGGCAGCACUUUGAAAAUACUGAACGCACCUGUACUGAGACAAUCAGUUCCUUAAUUUCAUCAUUUCAUGAUUCUGUCGAUCGCAUUCUGGACAGUCAAGGAAUUGUCAACAAGCUUAAAACUUCCCCAGCCAAUAAAAUUGAGUUGUGGGAAGAACUUAAAAUUUUAGUCUUUGCUCGAGUAUGUCUUAUUGUAUAUGGCGCCGUAAUAUUAAAUAUUAUUUUACGCGUGCAAAUAAAUGUGAUUGGAGGAUAUUUGUACCGAAGUGCAACGAACAAACUUGAGUUUCCUUUAUCCGGGAGCCUGCAAGAAGAGUAUUUGUCAUUGUGCCGAAAUUUCUUAAACAAUGGAAUGGAAGAACUUGGCAAGUUGAUAGUGCAGAAAGUGAAGGAUGUAGUCGGUCCAGUAAAUUUGGAUAAAAAAGUUGACGUUGAACAGAUACGGCGAUGGCUGUGGACUAUCCAAUCAGCUAUUGAGAUUGAGCGCAGUGAUCCAGUAUUAUGUCACCUGGGUUCAUCUUUAAAGACAACUCAGGAGGCAGAGGUUUUCCAAGAAAUGUUAAACGAUACAAUUGAUAUCAUAUCAAGUAGUGAUGUGCAUACACUUUCAUCAAAUCUAGUAUGGGAAGGAUUUCAAUAUAGUAUUGAAAGAAUCAGUGAAACCUUUGAACCAGUGACUCAGACGUCUUUCGGUAACAAAGGUUUUCAACAAUUAUUUGUCACUAAACCAAGGGUUGGGUUUUUUAAACCUAUGGCUAAUGCGCUCGCAAGUAUCAACAGUGUAACUCUAGCCCCAAGUUCCUCAGAUGCGUUUAACAGCUUCAUGCAUUUUCUUAUGAAUGAUGAGGGUCUGAAGAUUUUUGGAGCAAAUGUGUAUGAAGCAUUCUGUGAGCCAUAACUCCAUUUGCAUCUAAAGAGUGAGGUUUACAAAAUUAAGAAAAAGUGUUGUAGAUGCUGGAGUACAUAAAAUCAGAGAAACCAGUGACUGAGAAAUUCUUCGGUGACAAGGAGUGUUCAACACUCAUUACUUGCUAAAGCAAGUGUUGUUGCAUUUCAAAACCUAUGGCUAAAGUUCUGGCAAGUGUGAAUGGAGUAACUGUUGUCAAGUUCAGCAAAUGUGGAUGAAGCAUUCUGUGAGCCCCACACACAUUUUUCAUCUAGUCUUAUGUGAGAAUAUAAACUAGUGAGGUUUAUAGACUUCAGAAGAAAGUGUUAUAGAUGAGGAAGUACAUAAAAGGUUAGCGAAGAUUUAAAACAAAAAAUCAAAUAUGUACUUGCUUUAAACAUAUGAAUAAGAUAGCUAUAAGUUUUUUGUGUCAAAACAUGAAGUUCCUUGGGAAUGUAAUAGCUCCAUGUACGUGUCGUGAGGGUUGUGCGUGUGAGUUGCUGUAUAUGGGAUAUUUUUGGUCCUCUCUUACGAGAUAGCUGUGAUAAAUGAAGACAAUUUUUUUUUUUUUUGUUCAAUGUGUGAAUUGAUGUUAUCCUGGUCAAUAGCUACAAUAAGCACAGUGAGCCUAUUUUUAUUAAGGGAAGAAUUUGUUUGUAAGUGGAGAAAUUUGGAAGACAUGUAGGCUAGUGUACUUGUUUUUAUCUAAAUGUUAUUUACUUUGUAUGGAAAGUAAAGAUGGUCAAAAGAAAAUAUGCUAUUUAUUUCUGCAUUUCUAAGUACUGUGUGAGAUAGUCAUUUGUCAGGAGUGGGCAGAAAAGUGAUGGAAACUAAUUUUGUCUUAUUUAUUGUAUAAGUUAGAAGUAUUUGUGACAAAAUGCUGUGUAAGUUUUGCACCUAUAGCAAAGAAGAGUGAUGGUUUCUCACAUCCAAUUUGAAGAAUUACAUUUUUCAUAUGGCUAUGGUGAUAAUACUGCCAUUCUACCGUUUUCCUGUCGAGUUAAGAGACUGCAGAUAAAUUACAUGGUUGUUCAUAGGCCGGUAGUCCUUUGGUUGCCAACAUAGGUGCCGAAUAGUGAAAAUGGCCAGAGUUGUGUUGUUGAAGCCAUUUUCAUUUUUUUGAAAACACUUUUAAGUGCUACACCAUAAAACUGUUAUGAGUACUUGUUGAGAUCAAAACCUCCAAUUCCAGACAUUAAAUACAGACAGAUUAGAACAUGUGAGAGAAGGAAUUGUUUGGUAGUAGUAGAUAUUUGUAGAAGUGCAGCUGGUGUGAUCAGAUAGUUGUGGAGGUUUAUCUUAGAAGUUAUUUUGGUUUGUUGUAAAUAGAAGCAAAAUUGUUUUCUUGGCUGUCUAAGUUGAAAAGGUAUAGGAAGACACAUUUAAAUCCCCUCUGUAGGGUGGGUCCACUCGACCUGGAUCUGCAUUUGGGAUUUUGUACACUUAUACAUUUGCUAGAUGUGCAAGCAGAAAAUAUGGUUGUGGUAACAAAUUGACUGGUAGCAAAGCUCAAUGUUUACGUCUGUGCCAUUGUGAAAAAUGAAAGGCAGGGUCCAAUACAUAUCUAUUACCCUUAAUAUUAAAAGUUUUAUAAGUAACAGAGGAACAAUUUUGUGUUCAUUGUCCUCACUGUUAAGUUACUAGUAAAUUGGUCAUUUAGUGUCAAGCGACCUAAAUUUAAGUGAAGUCCCCAUUUCACCCUUUCCAAUUUUGAUGAAAUUUUUUUAGAAUGUAUGUAUGGGUCCUAAAUCAAACCAUACCAAAUUACAUGAAGACUAGUAUGGUGGGGCACUGACAGCCUUUGGAAAUUCAGAGGACACAUCCCAGUAGCAGUUAGGCUUGUGUUGGUGAAUUCUGAUGAAUGUACUUUCUCUGCUUAAUCUUCUGAUAGGAAUGAAUCUGACUCAUGGUUUCUUUUUUUUCUUCAAUGAAUUGGGCAUAUUUUCUGACUAGGUUUAACAUUGUUCUGUGUCAUAACUUUCACCUGAUAAGCUGCUCCCAAAGUAACGUCCCAUAAGCCCAUUUUCACAGAAUGAUUCUAUACCCCUGAGAGAUUGCAACAGAAUUUCUGUAGAUUUGACUGUUGUCAGCUGUAAUGCAAAACAAAUUCUACACUGCAUAUUAAUAUUUGGUUGAAUACUCGUCAAGCUAUAGUUUGAAUCUCGCUUCCACUUGACUCUUGUUUUCAAAUGUUAAAUGUAAAAUUGCUGAAUAUUUUCACCUUUAGUUGCAUGUACAUAGAUGAUGAAAAGUGUUGUGGUGAAUUCGAAACUAGCACAGAAACAACGUAAAUGAACAGAUACAUGUUUCUAAAAGUCAAAGGCUGUGUAAAUUAAUUAUUUCGAGAAAAAUGAAGACAACUGAUAAUGGAUUACACAUCAUUUUAAAAAGUGCAUAUUCCAAAAGUUCACUCAUUCUUCUCUCGUAAUAGAAGUCAGUGUGUUUUUUGACUUCUUUAUUAUUGUUGAACUGGUUUGUCCCAGAAAUGAAACAAGUAUCUGCCUAAAUGACAUAUCAGUGAUGACCUGUAAUUUUUCAGUUUGAACAUUUUGUUACCUAUCACCAAGCACUUAAGAAUGGUCAUCAAGUCAAUCAUGAUUGUAUAAAAUAAGUGAAUAGGAAUUUUCAAUUAAAUGUCAGAAAUUUAUUUU